Molecule: messenger RNA, 226 nt
Organism: Protopolystoma xenopodis
Lineage: Eukaryota; Metazoa; Platyhelminthes; Monogenea; Polystomatidea; Polystomatidae
Source: the annotation of a GenBank genome assembly
AAUUGUCAACGGAGCGACGGUUGCGAGCGCGAGCAACGCUACAACCCAAUACCCAAACACGUUCAUCCCGUCUAUGGGCAAUUCUCUGUGGCUCGGUUGUCGGUUGUUGGGAGACAUGACUAUCGACUUGAACACAAGUAUGGCCAGUAUGAAAGUAUCCCGAGUUGUGCUCUGGUAUUGGCCCCUGAUGAACGAUGUUUUACUCCAGGGCAACAUUGGUAAGUAA